AUGGUGAACAUUUGCGGAAUUUGGAUUUUUUUCGUUGGUAUCAAAAAUAUCGUAUUCUGGUAUAAAAUCUGCUGUUGAUUUAGGAGUUGGGUAUGAGUAUUAUUUGGAUUUCUAUUGCAUCAAUUUGGCUGUUCAAUUUUUAUGUGUAUUCUCAAAUUAUUUUUGGCUCAUUUAUUUAGUUGUUCCUGGAUAUAUAGGAUGGUAUGGAUUUAA
This is a messenger RNA of Blepharisma stoltei, 213 nucleotides long. The record is from the annotation of a GenBank genome assembly. NCBI's taxonomy places the organism in Eukaryota, Ciliophora, Heterotrichea, Heterotrichida, Blepharismidae.